AUGAGGAGCUUAGAACUUAAUGCCAAUUAUAUGGGAGGAAGCACAGUGUGGAGAGCCAAUGAGAAAGGGGAUCUUGAAUUCUGGUUGGGGAAGACUACUGAAACUAACAAGAUCUGGGAGAGGCCUAAAGACGACAAAGUUAUAACUGUCAGCUGGAAUCUGAUAGCAGGCAUCCAGUGCCACACUGAGACUAUGGAACGGCACUGGCUAGAAGCAAGAUUAACUCAGAAGGAAAAAGGCAAAGGCCGCUCCUCCAAACAAAAGACAACAGCAGUGUCUGCUGUUGCUCUACAGGAUCGCAUAAUACGCAGUCAUCAGUUCCAGGACCUUUCAUUAACAGAUCCUUUUAAGUCAAGGACAAGGAAUAUCAACAACAUUUACAAACCUGUGAACAAAGAAAUGGUCAGAGAAGUAGUAGAUGCAGGACUAAGAAAAAAGACCACUGGCCACAAAACCAAGGAAGAUGCAGAUAAAGGAGUAUAUGUUCUUGAUCCCAGUCCUCCACAGCUAACGCUAGCUCAGAAAUUAGGCCUGGCUGAGCCUCCUUCCUUGCCACUAAUUGCUGAAUGGGUAAAAAUAAAGCUGUGAUCCAUACAGCACAGAUAUUCCAUACAGCCUUGUGCAAUAUGAAUAGAAGAAUUAGCACUUCAACGUCAGGUGCUGCUUCCAUGUUCCCACGUAUUCCACAGAGCAUGCCUGAAAGCCUUUGAAAAAUUUACAGGUAAAAAGUCUUGUGUCCUCUUGUGUAGGAAAGAGCAGUAUCAGACCAGAGUAAUACAUGAUGGGGCAUGCUGUUAGGUAAGCCUUACUUCUUCUACAGAGAACAAAUGGAGUGCAAAAGUUUAUAAACCAAUAAAGUUUAAAGAAACAGUGCCUCCUAAAGAUAGGAAAUUAAGAAAGCAAUUCUUUGAGAAAAAGCUUUCUGAUGAAAACACAACAGGCCUGUCAAAGUAUGAGACCAAUAUAAAUGAAGACCAAGCAUAA
This is a messenger RNA of Melopsittacus undulatus (budgerigar), 984 nucleotides long. It is a transcript of the gene RNF32, whose product is annotated as ring finger protein 32. The record is from RefSeq and is a predicted model, not a curated record. Lineage: Eukaryota; Metazoa; Chordata; Aves; Psittaciformes; Psittaculidae.